Molecule: messenger RNA, 5954 nt
Organism: Nyctereutes procyonoides (raccoon dog)
Lineage: Eukaryota; Metazoa; Chordata; Mammalia; Carnivora; Canidae
Gene: TGFBR1
Product: transforming growth factor beta receptor 1
Exons: 9
Coding region: 33-1550 (505 amino acids)
Biological process (GO): cellular response to growth factor stimulus; transforming growth factor beta receptor signaling pathway; protein phosphorylation
Cellular component (GO): plasma membrane; activin receptor complex
Molecular function (GO): transforming growth factor beta receptor activity, type I; activin binding; activin receptor activity, type I
Source: RefSeq, a predicted model, not a curated record
CGGACCGGGCCACAGGCGGUGGCGGCGGGACCAUGGGGGCGGCGGCCGCUGCUCCGCGCCCGCGGCUGCUCCUCCUCGUGCUGGCGGCGGCGGCGGCGGCGACGCUGGUCCCGGGGGCGACGGCAUUACAGUGUUUCUGCCACCUUUGUACAAAAGACAAUUUUACUUGUGUGACAGAUGGGCUCUGCUUUGUCUCUGUCACAGAGACCACAGACAAAGUUAUACACAAUAGCAUGUGCAUAGCUGAAAUUGACCUGAUUCCUCGAGACAGACCAUUUGUAUGUGCACCAUCUUCAAAAACUGGGUCUGUUACUACAACCUAUUGCUGCAACCAGGACCACUGCAAUAAAAUAGAACUCCCAACUGUUGGCCCUUUUUCAGGAAAGCCAUCAUCUGGCCUUGGUCCCGUUGAACUGGCAGCUGUCAUUGCUGGACCAGUCUGCUUUGUCUGCAUCUCACUUAUGUUGAUGGUUUAUAUCUGCCAUAACCGUACCGUCAUUCACCAUCGAGUGCCAAAUGAAGAGGAUCCUUCCUUAGAUCGCCCUUUUAUUUCAGAGGGCACUACAUUAAAAGAUUUAAUUUAUGAUAUGACAACAUCAGGUUCUGGAUCAGGUUUACCAUUGCUUGUUCAGAGAACAAUUGCAAGAACUAUUGUAUUACAAGAAAGUAUUGGCAAAGGUCGAUUUGGAGAAGUUUGGCGAGGAAAGUGGAGAGGAGAAGAAGUUGCUGUUAAAAUCUUCUCCUCUAGAGAAGAGCGCUCAUGGUUCCGUGAGGCAGAGAUUUAUCAGACCGUAAUGUUACGUCAUGAAAACAUCUUGGGAUUUAUAGCGGCAGACAAUAAAGACAAUGGUACAUGGACUCAGCUCUGGUUGGUGUCAGAUUAUCAUGAGCAUGGAUCCCUCUUUGAUUAUUUGAACAGAUACACAGUUACUGUGGAAGGAAUGAUAAAACUUGCUUUGUCCACAGCAAGUGGACUUGCGCAUCUCCACAUGGAGAUUGUUGGUACCCAAGGGAAACCAGCCAUUGCUCAUAGAGAUUUGAAAUCUAAGAAUAUCUUGGUAAAGAAGAAUGGAACUUGCUGUAUUGCAGACUUAGGACUGGCAGUGAGACAUGAUUCAGCCACAGAUACCAUUGAUAUUGCUCCAAAUCACAGAGUGGGAACAAAAAGGUACAUGGCCCCCGAAGUUCUAGAUGAUUCCAUAAAUAUGAAACACUUUGAAUCCUUCAAACGUGCCGACAUCUAUGCAAUGGGCUUAGUAUUCUGGGAAAUAGCUCGACGAUGUUCCAUUGGUGGAAUUCAUGAAGAUUACCAGCUGCCUUAUUAUGAUCUUGUACCUUCUGAUCCAUCAGUUGAAGAAAUGAGAAAAGUUGUUUGUGAACAGAAGUUAAGGCCAAAUAUUCCAAACAGAUGGCAGAGUUGUGAAGCCUUGAGAGUAAUGGCUAAAAUUAUGAGAGAAUGUUGGUAUGCCAAUGGAGCAGCGAGGCUUACAGCUUUGCGGAUUAAGAAAACAUUGUCACAACUCAGUCAACAGGAAGGCAUCAAAAUGUAGUUCUGCAGCUUUGCCUGAACUCUACUUUUCCUUCAGAUCUGCUCCUGGGUUUUAAUUUGGGAGGUCAAUUGUUCUACCUCAGUGAGAGGGAAUAGAAGGAUAUUGCUUCCUUUUGCAACAGUGUAAUAGGUCAAUGAGAAACUCCCCAGGAUUUCUUUGGACCCAGGAAACAGCUGUGUGGGUCCUUUCUGUGCACUAUGAACACUUCUUUCCCAGGACAGUUACAAGAUGUUGUGUAGUCUACCUUUAUUUUUUAUUAACACAAAACUUGUUUUUUUUUAAAAAAAAGAUGAUUGCUGGUCUUAACUUUAGGUUAACUCUGCUGUGCUGAAAUCAUCUUUAAGGGUAAAGGAGCUGGAUUGUUGAGUUAUACGAAACAUUUCUUAUUUUUAAAGAAAGUGAUUUAUUUCUGGUUAGUACAUUCUCAGAGGAUUCUGAACCACUAAAGAGUUUCCUUGAUUCAGACUUUGAAUGUACUGUUCUAUAAUUUUCAGGAUCUUAAAACUAACACUUAUAAAACUCUUAUCUUGAGUCUAAAAAUGACCUCAUAUAGAAGUGAGGAACAUAAUUUAUGCAAUUGUAUUUUGUAUACUGUUACUGUUCUUUCACAUAUUCAGAACAUUACAUGCCUUCAAAAUGGGAUUGUACUAUACCAGUAAGUGCCGCUUCUGUGUCUUUCUAAUGGAAAUGCGUAGAAUUGCUUAAAGUCUGUGUGUCUUAAAAGCUAUAGUAUUUUAAUUCCAAAAGUUUAUUUAUCUGGGUAACCCAGACUUUUUCUGUUUUGUUUUUUGGAAGAUUUUUUUGUAGUAUGUCAUUUGGUAUUCUAUUUGAAAAUGCCUUUCUCCUACCAAAAUGUGCUUAAACCACUAAAGAAAUGAAGUGGCAUUAAUUGGUAAAUGUUAUCAUGGUCAUUUUUGAAUAUUCUCACAUCAAGCUUUUUUUUACAUUUAAAUUGUGUCGUCCAAGUAUACCUUAAAAAAGUCAAGUGGCACUCUAGAUGCUUAUAGUACUUUAAUAAUUUAAAACUUGUGGCAUACAGACUAAUUUUUCUAAAAGGGAAAAUUUGUCUAGCUGCUUGUGAAAAGUUGUGUGGCAUUCUGUAAGCCAUUUUUUUCUUUAUCUGAUCAAAGACAGUGUUAUUUUUUUAAGAAAUGAAUUACAUUUAAAAUUAAGGUAUGGUUAAUGUUAAAUAAUAGGCCUUUUUCUAGGAAGGUAAAGGUAGUUAAUCAUUUGAGUAGAUAACAGGUGUGCAAGAGAGUCACAUUUGUUGCAUAGGAGUCAGUGUUCGGUGGACUUUCUGUCUUUGUAACUAAGGUUAGAGUUAGUGUGGUUCUGAGGUCUCACUCCACUUUGAGGAAGGCAGCUUCUAAUUCAGUCUUUCUGUGUGCAGAUACUGCAACUGCUUACUUUAUAUGGUUAGGUAAUAAGUUUAGUACACCCUUGAUAUUUGGGAGAGUGGUAGCUAAAGAACAUUCUGAAUAUAGGUUCUCCAUUUACAGAUGUUUUGAGUCAAAUUCAGUGUUUAAAGCAAACUCGUCAUGGUCUUCACACUAAGUUGAAACUAGCUUAUGAUACCUGGUUUUUACUUCCAGUGCUAAAAGUCUUUUAGACUUUUAGACAGUUUUCAGAGUUCUCUUUAUCACUGUGAUCUUAUUCUGAUGGGAGAAAAAACUAUCAUAGCAGUGAGGCAAGACAUUGACUUUAUAGUGCUAUCAAUUUCCAGAUGAAAGGGUCAGAAUAACCUUUAUAGUAUUUGGUCAGUAAGAGAUAGUGGCCAUUUAUGCUGACUAAGCUGCAUUCUGAUCAUGUCUUAUCUCUUAUACAUAGAAUAAAUUUGAAAGACUAUUUGGUCUUAAAGCCAAAGUAAUUUUAGAAUGAAUGGCAUAUGCAUAGGAAUUUAGUGUCAAUUUCAUGUGUUUAAAAACAUCAUGGGGAAAAUGUGCUUAGAGGUUAAUAUUUUGACUCCAAAUUUGUGUUUUUUUCUGUAGUUACCAUGAUUUUGUCAAAGCAAGUGAAUGAGUUUGAGGGAUUUGGUUUUAUAAUUGUCUUAUAUUUCCUGUUUAAUAAUCUCUAGCUCAAUGAUUAGGUACUUUUUUUUCCCCCCUUUGGCCAUUUCUAAGCCUACCAGAUCUGCUUUAUGAAAUCCAGGGGACCAAUGCUAAAACUAUUUUUACAUAACUUUAAGAACAUACCAAAAGUUCUUACCUGAUUUAAAAUUGUGAUACAUGAUUUCUCACUUUCGUAUAAGGUAAUCGACUUCUUGCCUAAGUGGAUAAAAUGUACUUUUGGUGAGUCAGGGAAUUUUUCUUAAAGUUGGAGUUUAGUUCUAAAUUGGGUUUAUAUAUUACUGCAGCAAAUUCCUUUUUUGGCUAAUGACAGGUUGAUAAGCCCCAAUUAGUUAAUAUUGAAAAUGAAAGUCACUUAAAAAUGAAAUAGAUCAUGAUUACUAUGGCCAUAACUGCAGAUGUGUCUAACUAGAGUAUUAAUUUUGUCAUUUAGAAACACAAGCCUUUGUUUAUACUGCCUAUCUUCAGAUGCUCACCUUCCAAAAUUAAACUUGGCUUAACACAUACCUUUAGGCCAGUUACCUGUCCACAUUCAUUUCACCAGUACGCCGGAGGAAUGGGGAUGAAGGAGGGAUGACCCAGUGAGGCACAGGUAUCCCUGGUCCUUCCUAACUUUAGUUUCAGUUUCUCUCAACUUGCCUUCCUGCUGGUCCCUGACUCAGAGACCAGUUAUCUUGCCCCUACCAUUCCCCACCCAUUUCCCCUCAGCAGCCUUUUGACUGAAUAGCUGCUUUUGAAAUCUAGAGUAAAAUGAUUGAUGGAAGUGUGGGACAUGCUUUCAUUCCCUUGAGUCACUGGAUGUUGCUGGGAGGGAUCUCCAGGUUUGGAGAUUGGGUGGACAGUCGCCCUGCUGGCUGCCUUGUUGUGACUUUAGCUAUAGCCAAGGAAUGGGAAGGCAGCAAGGUAGCAGUUAUGGCUAUAGGAGUUGUGCCAGAAGCAGUGGCAAAUCAUAUCCUCUAUAGGACAGGGUAAGGUCUGAAGAGCUGAGCCUGUAAUUCUGCUGUAGUGAUAGUGCUCAAGAAGUGCCUUGAGUCUGUGCACAGUGUCAUGGUUAAUAACAUCAAGAAUUCAAAAUUUCAGUUCUUGUUAAAAAAUGUAAGUGGUCACUUGGCCAUUUUGCAACUCAUGCAUGAGCUACCUUUAGUUCCCCUUCUACAUCUGAGAACUGUCCCAUAUAGAAUAUUUUAUAAAACAAGAUGGCAUUGUGCUAAGUAAAAUGCAGAACAAAAUCAGUAUCCCAUUAGACAUGCCAUAUUCAGAGUUUAUUUUUAUCCUUGCACUGAAAGAAUGAUUGUAAAUCGACGGUUUCUUUUUGUUUCUUGAUUGUGGCAGUGUUCUGGCUCCAAAUGAUGGAGAUUCCAAAUAAGGUUGUAACAACAGCUUGGCAGGAAAUGCCAGUUCAGAUAUUUGUGAGAUCCUAAAGAAUAGAUCUGGACACAUAUUCUGUAGCUUCUUGUGUCUCUGUUUUGGAAUGCUGGACUACCCAUGGGCCCUCUCUCUAGGAAUGCUGGAAUUCUAAGGCAUUCUGAGGAUUGUCAGUACAUUUAAACUUUUCAACACCAUUAUGCAAUCUUAUUUGUGAUUGUAAACUUUUAAGAAUGUGUUUAAUAACAUUCAACCUGUUUCUUAAGGCUGAAAAAAAGAACUUAAGUGAAUUUGUUUUUAUUUUUUAAAAAGAUUUGUGAAUUGAAUAUCAUGAACCGUGUUUUACUAUCCCUUUUUCACAUUGUGCCAAUGGAUGGGGUGUUUGAUAUUUCUUUAUAUGUCAAGGAGAUGCUUCAAAAUGUCAAUCGCUUUAAACUUAAAUUACCUCUCAAGAGACCAAGGUACAUUUACCUCAUUGUGUAUAUAAUGUUUAAUAUUUGUCAGAGCAUCCUCCAGGUUUGCAGUUUUAUUUCUAUAAAGUAUGAGUGUUAUGUUGCUAAAUUACUCAAAUGGUACUGUAUUGUUUAUAUUUGUACCCCAAAUAACAUCCUCUACACUUUGUUUUCUGUAUUUUAUUGUAUUUGUGCAAAAUUCUUUUGGCUUUAUCAGUGUGAUCUCUGCCCUUUCAGCUGUGUACAGAAAAUGUCCAUAUAAAUUUUCAUUUUAGUUGAAUGCCUUUGAGAAACCUGUAAAGAGGAAAGAAACAAAAAACUGCAGUUCCCCAUAAGUUUUUAAAAGUUGUAUAUUGUAUUUGUAGUAAUAUUCUGAAUGAGUUGUAAAUAGGAAGUAGAAGAACAAUGCUUAUGUCAAGUCCUAACACUACAGUAGAAAAAUGGAAGCAAUGCAAAUAAAUGACUUUUUUUCCCAAAUGCUAGUGGAAUAAUUUAAAAUAAAGUGUGUAUAUUGGAUUGAG